GGCCGUGGCAGUGGCAGUGUGAAAAGUUCGUCAUCAAGUUAUCAUAGAAGAACAUACCCAGCUGUUCGCAAACGAUGGAAGUUUAGUGUUUGGUUAUUUUUUGAUGAAUUAUUACUUAUUUUGGUGUGUUUUGUGAAAGAAAUUGUUUUAUGUUCAGUGUGAGAAAAUCAUCGUAAUAAGCAGUGAUCAUGUUCAGUUGGCUAAGUAAGGAGAGUAAGUCUCCAGAACUAUUCGAUAGCAUAGUGGAAGGUCUGAAAACAUUGUAUCGAACAAAACUAUUACCUUUGGAAACAGCUUAUCAGUUCCAAGAUUUCCAUUCACCUCAAUUAGAUGAUUCAGAUUUUGAUGCAAAGCCAAUGAUUCUACUUGUAGGCCAGUACUCCACUGGUAAAACUACGUUCAUCAAAUACCUACUUGAACGUGACUUUCCUGGAAUACGAAUAGGGCCAGAACCAACUACAGACAGGUUCAUAGCUGUUAUGCAUGAUGAAAAAGAAGGUGUUAUACCAGGAAAUGCCUUGGUUGUAGAUCCAAAGAAACAGUUUCGGCCUCUUUCCAAAUUUGGAAACUCUUUUCUGAAUAGGUUUCAAUGCUCAUUGGUUAAUUCAGAAGUACUUAAAAAUCUUUCAAUUGUGGACACUCCUGGCAUAUUGUCUGGAGAGAAACAACGAGUAGACAGAGGCUAUGACUUUACUGGAGUGUUAGAAUGGUUUGCAGAAAGAGUAGAUAGGAUUAUAUUGCUAUUUGAUGCACAUAAAUUAGACAUUUCUGAUGAAUUCAGAAGAGCAAUAGAAGCGUUAAGAGGACAUGACGAUAAAAUUCGUAUAGUUUUGAAUAAAGCCGAUGGUGUCGAUCAUCAGCAAUUAAUGCGUGUGUAUGGUGCUCUUAUGUGGUCUCUAGGAAAGGUAUUACAAACUCCAGAAGUUGCUAGAGUUUACAUAGGCUCGUUUUGGGACGAAGCUCUACGCCAUGAUACAAACAGAAGGCUGAUGAAUCAUUUAGUUUUGGUUAUAGAUAUUGAUUGUUGUAUCCUAUUACAGGUUCAUGCGUAUAUCAUCAGUGCACUGAAGGCCCAAAUGCCCUCUGUCUUUGGUAAAGAUGGAAAGAAGAAAGAGUUGAUCAAGAGUUUGGGUACAAUUUAUGAGCAAAUCCAACGAGAACACCAAAUAUCACCGGGUGAUUUCCCCGACAUUAAAAAAAUGCAGGAACAACUGCAGCACCACGAUUUCACCAAGUUCCAACUGCUGAGACCGCGACUGCUGGAGGUGGUCGACAAGAUGAUGUCAGAGGACAUCUCCAACCUGAUGGCCCAGAUCCCUCACGAAGAAGAGAGUACUGUCUGCAAGCCAGUGCAGGGCGGUGCUUUCGACGAGAUGCAGGACUCGAUCAGUCCGUUUGGGUACAAGCGCGGAGAGGGCAUCGACGCGGGCCACGGGGAGCCCGACUGGGUGGUCGACCGCAACCGCGACAAGUACGACACGCUGUUCGAAUCUCUCGGCCCUGUCAACGGAAAGGUGUCUGGAGCAGCCGUGAAACAAGAAAUGGUGAAAUCGAAACUGCAGAACUCAGUGCUGAGCAAGAUUUGGAAGCUGUCGGAUGUGGACAAGGAUGGUUUCCUGGACAGCGACGAGUUUGCGCUGGCCAUGCAUCUGAUCGAGGUGAAGCUGGGGGGACACGACAUCCCCACCGACCUGCCAGACCACCUCGUCCCCCCCAGCAAGCGCCAAAACUGAGCGUUCCCCCUUCCCCUUCACUUCUGCUGGCAUCACUUCCAUUGAACUCCACUACAAUUAAUCAUCUAUUGCCACCUCAGCCUGAUUUUCGCACUGAAAAAUGCUGCCGCCGGUCUCAACACUGCUGCUCAUCGUUGCACUCACUGUAUACAUUUCAUUAAAAUGGAUCACAUCCAUAAUAUACUCGUCAUUUUCAUUUCCAAAUUGAUGUUCUAUGCCUCACAUUUUUCGUUCAUCAUCUUUUGAACUAUAAGUUCAAAUUCACUUGAAUGUCACUUAUUCUAGGUACACAAAAAUUGUGUAAACAAUUCAAAAUACUCUUAAUUUACAAAUUUCAAAUUAAGAGUACCGGUAGGCUUUCUCAUUUUGAGGCAUAGUACACAGAAAUUGGUUCCUUUUAGUUUUGUGUUUUGAGAUUAAAAUUCAUGAUAAACGAAUAAUACUUGAGUUUAGGUUGAGUGAAUGUAAUGUCUAGCAAAUUUCACUGAAGGAAUGCAAUGAUUUUGAUUGUGAUUCAAUAGUCACAAUUCAAUGAUCGUGAUUCAAUAGUCAUUAUCUAGAGUUCAGAAGAGUAUACUAAAACUUCUCUAAGUAUUUCUGAUUUAAUUUCUUAAUCUAGCUCGUCCUAAAACAAGUAGGACAUUUCUUCUGAGUUUAAUUUCUGAAUCAAGCUCUUUCUAAAUGAGAAAUUAAAUUCAAUGAGAUUUUAGUUACCUCUAUAAAACUUUAAACUUCAUGAGUUUCAUCGAAGUUCAAGUAUGAAGUUUUUCAUCUAUAUCUUACUUAUAAAUUCGUAAAUCAUGUAAAUGAUUCAGUUGUAUCUAAAUUUAUUAAAUACUUCUGUGUUAAUAUCCUGAGAAGAUUUUUGCUUAUAUUCAUUUAAGAUACAAUCAUCUUUGAGUUUCGGAUUAAUUAUUGUAUUUUUACUGUAACUUUCAAAAAUUAUUUUGUUACUUUUAUCGGAAUUUUCAUUGGACAUGCUGCAAAUUAGAAGAUUUCAAAUAGCUAUUUAAUCUUAAAUUUAUCAAUCUAUCCCUUUAUUGUUUUCAUUUACGUACUCAUGCAAACAUAUAAAUAAUUUAUUAUUACUUGAGCAUAAUUUAAUGAUUAUUUAGAGUAUUAUUAAUUAGUGUUUGAAGUUGGGGAUUAAACAGGAAUAGAUGCACUUGACCUUUUAAUAGACUUUGUUUUAUGGCUUAUUUUAUUCUAUCAAUGGGAUGGAAUGUUUGUUUUUAGUCUAAUUUCCCAAAGUUAGUUUGUAUAAAACAACAGUUUGACUGUAUCUCUCUGUUUAGGGUAGCUUCUGUUUAGUAAAUAGUUGCAAAUAAUAUUUAUUCAGUUGUUAGUAAUUCGCUUUAAUGUCUGCUUUAUAUUAUUCGGAUUUUAGAUUGUAAAUUAUAUGUUCUCUCCAAUAAUAUGUUAUUCGUUUCACUAAUUUGUAAAGUUAUUUCAAAUUUAUGGACUUGAAAGUGAGGGAACAUUUUUUUGGUAGAUUGAUUUAAAGAAUAAAUUUAUAUGCAAUUUAUACAGAAUAUAACACUACAAAACCAUAUGCUUUUGUAUGUUAAAUCUAAAUCAAUCAAUAUUCAUGAGGAUUUAAAUCAGGAAUUGUAUAAUAUUCGUGAUUAUGUUGUUUUUAUUUAUUACUAAAAAUUAUCAUCUAGUCCAUAUUAUUCAAACAAUAAUAAUUAUUAUUGGAGAUUCAAUAUUCUUAGCUGUACGUAAUUAUCACAUCGUAUCAGUUCUAAAUCACAAUUUUGUUUUACAUAUUCAAUAUUUUAUUCUUAUCAAUAUAUUAUCAAUAUUCAUUUUUGUUCGACUUUAACAAUUAAAUUGUUAAUUUUAUAUUAUAUUAUUUAUUUGAAUGUCAGUCCCUUGUUCUAAUUAAUAUGUAUAUCGUAUCUCUUAUAAUCAAACUCUAUGUAUAACAUACAGGUUCCGUAAUAUUGAAUGAAAUUAAUUCAAAAUGUUCAAAUAGGGAUAAAUUUGCAACUUUCAUGGGAUGAAUUGGCCACGUAUCGUCAUUUCAUUAUUAAUGAAGUAAGUACGGUAUUGGUUAUAGAAUAUUGGCUUAUUGAAAUCAGUAUGGCAAAUAUCUUUAGGAGCAAUGUGGUACCCAUUCAAUUUUAUUGUUCAAUGGUAAGGUUCUCAAUGAUAUCUCUAAAUAUUGUCUGAGUAUUCCUGCUUGAUUGCCUUUUUGGCGAAAUUAUAAAAUAUUUAUAUAGUAAGGGGAAGGAGAAUUAGCACAAAUAAUACAUAUUAUUACUAUUUAUAAUUACUUUAAGAUAUUGUAGAGACGUUUUAUUUAUUCCUUUUAUUUAUUCAUAUUAUUUAUUCUCUGUCAAAUGUUUAUAAUCUAUAUCGUAUAUUCAUAUUAUUUUGUUGCUUUUUCAAAGUCUAUAUAAUUGAAAUGUAUUUUACUCAUAUUUUAUUAUCAUCAUCAAAUAAAUUGGUCUUAUUUUACCCCCUUUUAAAUUACAGCAUUGAUUGAAAUAAUCAUUACAUACAGUUGACUAUUAACUUAAUUUUAUUUGCAAAUUUAAAUAUUAUAUAGUCGAAUAAAGAAAGAUAUUCAAUUUAUAAUAUUACACAGUGAAGACUGAUUAAAAUUUUAGAAAAUUCAUCACCUAAAACUGGGAAACUUUAAUUUUAAAUGUAUCAGAAAAUCUUAAUGUUGAAGAAAAUUGUUGAAAUUUGAAAUAUUAAAAAUCAGUUUUUGAUUUUGUGAUUAUUAAACAUAUUAUAAAAGUGUUUCUUUGUUUUGAUUGUUGUAUUUGUGUAUUUCAUCUUAAUAUUUAAGAUUCGAGUAGUUAUGUUCUGCUAAUCUAUUCAUCUAAGUCAAUCACACAGGCUAGAAAAUAUAGUAUUAUCACAAAAACCUUUAAGAAAGCAUUUUUUAACUCUUAAAUACUGAAUGAAGCCCGACAUUGUACUUUGCAGUUUUCUUCAUUAGUCACUCUGAAAAAGCCACUUCAACAUUCGCAUUUCUAUUUCACAUAUUUUGAAAAUUGGUCAAGAGUAAAAUUUAUCCUGUACAUAUUUGUAUUCUGUUUGCACCAUAAAGUUGUUGCAAACUAAUUAAAUUGAAUACCUGAUCGAGGGCAAUAAUAAGAUAUACUAUUUUUAUAAAUAUCUUCAUCUUCCAGUUCAGAUAAUCAAUCUGUUAUUGUUAUCAUUUCUGCUAUCAAGAAAUUAUUGAAAUGAAAAAAUUCUAUUUUCUAUUAUAAAAGAAUACACCGUAACAGAUUAUCAUACUAUGAUGUCAUGAUGUUCUUAGUGUUUGUAAUAGUUUUGGCUGUAUUCCAUGAUAUUUUUCUCAUCCAGACUACAAUAAAGUGUUAUCUGUUUC
Messenger RNA from Nilaparvata lugens (brown planthopper), 5082 nucleotides. RefSeq names its product EH domain-containing protein 3 (gene Past1). NCBI's taxonomy places the organism in Eukaryota, Metazoa, Arthropoda, Insecta, Hemiptera, Delphacidae. Gene Ontology annotation, molecular function: GTP binding; protein binding; calcium ion binding. Gene Ontology annotation, cellular component: cytoplasm; plasma membrane. The transcript is spliced from 5 exons. The coding region runs from base 189 to 1733 and encodes 514 amino acids. Gene Ontology annotation, biological process: endosomal transport; endocytosis. The record is from RefSeq and is a predicted model, not a curated record.